This is a messenger RNA of Rhinichthys klamathensis goyatoka, 1895 nucleotides long. Its product is annotated as fatty-acid amide hydrolase 1. Bases 68 to 1822 code for a protein of 584 amino acids. The record is from RefSeq and is a predicted model, not a curated record. The transcript has 15 exons. Gene Ontology annotation, molecular function: amidase activity; fatty acid amide hydrolase activity. Lineage: Eukaryota; Metazoa; Chordata; Actinopteri; Cypriniformes; Leuciscidae. Gene Ontology annotation, biological process: fatty acid catabolic process.
ACACUUCUGGAGUUCUUAAAGACCCAGAGACAGACUACACACUGUCACAACACACUGAGCAACAGUUAUGGAGAGCUUUAAUUUGCAACAAUUUACCUCAGAUAUGAAUAUUAACUGGACGCCGAUAUUUGCAGCCACAGUUUGCGGUACAGGUGCCUUAAUUCUCUGCUGGAAAUGGAGAAAUAACCAGAAGAUUCAGAAGAAAAUACUAAACGCACGGAAAAGACGUGAUAAAUCACUUCAACGGGCUGAACAAGCAGUGCAACAAUUUAAAAUACAGAACCCAGACUUUGAGAGCAGUUCAAUAGUGUCUCUGUCUUUGUCGGAGCUCACUGGGAGACUCGAGGAAGGCUCCCUGCAGCCGGAUGCGGUUCUACAUGCUUUUAUGGAAAAGGCUCUGGAGGUGAACAAGAAUCUGAACUGCGGCACUGAGAUCUUAAUGGAGUCUGUGGCGCAACUGAAGGAAAUCAACACUCAAAAGAAAGGUCUUCUGUACGGAGUGCCGAUCAGCAUCAAGGACAACGUUGGAUAUAAGGGUCAUGAUUCUUCAUGUGGUGUUGUGGGUAAUUUGGAUCAGCCUGCAGUCAUGGACAGUGUGGUGGUUACAGUGCUAAAGAAACAGGGCGCCAUCCCGUUCAUCAAGACCAACAUACCACAAGGCCUUCUCAGUUAUGAAUGCAGUAACCCCAUUUAUGGGCAAACCUUGAACCCCUGCAACUUCCAGAAGACGCCUGGCGGUUCAUCUGGAGGAGAGGGAGCUCUGAUUGGAGGAGGCGGAUCUAUCCUGGGCAUUGGCACUGACAUUGGAGGGAGCGUUCGUAUUCCAUCAGCCUUCUGUGGGAUUUGUGGAUUUAAGCCCACAUCGAAGAGGCUAAGUGGACAAGGAAUCGGUUCUUGUGUCAAAGGCCAGAAGUCAGUGUUGUCCUCUCUUGGCCCGUUGGCAAGAGACGUCGAGAGCGUGGCUCUGUGUUUGCGGGCUCUACUUUGCCAAGAUAUGUUCACAUUGGAUCCCACUGUUCCUCCCAUACCAUUCAACCAAAAGGUGUAUGAGAGCUCAGAGCCCCUGAGGAUUGGUUAUUAUGAGAACAAUGGUUUGCAGCAGCCGUCUCCAAGCAUGGCCAGGGCCUUCAGGGAGACUAAAGCCCUGCUGGAGAGAGCGGGGCACACGCUUGUUCCUUUCCCACCUCUACGGCUCUACGAAGUCUUCCAUGAGUUUGCUUAUAAAGGGGUCAUGGCUGAUGGAGGCGGGACCUUCUACAGUCAUCUGAAGUCCGGCCCCAUUGACCCGUCUGUCCGGGAUCAGGCCGCCAUGUUGAGCGUCCCAGGCUUCAUAAAGAAGAUACUCUCUGUUGUUCUGAAGCCUGUUUGUCUGCGUUUGUCUGCAAGCCUGAAAGCAACUGCUGGAGUUGGGUCUGUAGCAGAAUUGUGGAGACAGCACGUAAAUAUUGAGGAAUACAUCGAUGAGGUGAUAGCGGAGUGGAGGAGACUGAAUGUGGACGUUUUGUUGUGCCCUAUGAUUGGACCAGCCUACAAUUUCCAUUACGCCGGCCAUCUCACUAGUCCUCUCAGCUACACAUCUCUGUACAACCUGCUGAACUUCCCAGCCGGGACCGUGACCGUGUCUACAGUGACGGAAGAGGACGAGGCACAGCUCAGUCAGUAUAAGGGUGUCUAUGGGGACAUGUGGGACAAACUCUUCGUUAAGGCAGUGAAGGAUGGCGUAGGUCUCCCUGUGGCAGUUCAGUGUGUAUCUCUACCAUGGCAGGAUGAAAUGUGUCUGCGCUUUAUGAGAGAGGUGGAACAGCUCACAGCCAGAAACUAACGAUGACUGAGAUUCAGCUGCGUAUGUUUCUGAGCUGCACGGUUCAGUCGAAGGGGAGUCAUGAAUCUGAACC